GCAAAGGAGUUGCACCCAUAUCGCGCGCCGCCCUUGUUUCCGUAUGUCGCGAGAGCCGCGGUGCGGUGGACUCGUCGUGCCGGCAGGAGCGGAAUGGCCCAGGAGCCGACCGCAGCCGGCGGAGGAAGCUCAGUCGGUUGGCGGUCGCUGCGAAAAUGGCCCCCCGCGACAGGCCGGUAGCGGCGCCCCCUUCAGCCAUGCGAAAGCGCGGGGCUCGGAAGCGUCUCAAGUCUCGAGCCCACGACGUCUGCUUGGAGCGCGUGACCGUGGCCGACUAUGCCAACUCGGAUCCCGCCGUGGUGAAAUCCGGACGGGUGAAAAAGGCGGUAGCCAACGCGGUGCAGCAGGAAGUAAAAUCACUCUGUGGCUUGGAAGCAUCUUGUGUACCUACUGAUGAAGUAUUAUCAGUGGAAGAGUCCUGUGGCAGUAGCGAUGAGAUGGAUUCUAAGGAUUUAACUAAUGAUAGAAUAUUGUCUAGCAAGAAAAAAAGCAAGAGGCAUAAAGAAAAUUCUGAUGGGGUAGCAGGCAAAGAAUAUCCUAUCGAUAUUUGGUUGAUGCUGGCAUCCUACAUACGUCCGGAAGACACUGUGAAUUUUUCUCUCAUCUGUAAAAGAGCCUGGACUGUUACUUGCACUGCUGCCUUUUGGACCAGACUUUACAAAAGGCACUACAACAGGAAUGCAUGCCUUCCAAUUCGUUUACAACCAGAAUCGAUAGAAAAGAUGUACUGCCUUCGUGCAUGUGUAAUUCGUUCUUUAUAUCAUAUGUACAGACCUUUUGUUUCACAAAUAGCCAGAAAUCCAGCUAUUCCAGAUACUACUCCGAAUACUCUAAAAAAUUCAAAAUGUCUGCUUUUUUGGUCAAAAAAAGUUGACCAACAAUCUUCACUGUGGGAAUUCAGCUUCAAAUUCCAAAGGCAGUCUCCCAAGUUUAAGAAUAACUGUUUGAAACGUCUCCAACCACCCAUCCGGUACAAAGAUGUCCACAUGAACCCUGAUCAAGAUUGCUGCCUCUUACAGAUCACUACUCUUGACUUUAUAUAUGUUCCUGUAGUCAUGGGAAUGAUAGUUACCCUGUUCUCAAUUAAUGUGAGCACCGAUAUGAGGCAUCACAGAGUGAAAAUGGUGUUCCAUGAUUCUCCAGUUUGGAAUGGCAAGAAACCUAGAUUUGACCAUGGAGUGCAAGUUGUAAUGGACCCUGUAUACAGUGUGCGUCUUUUUGAUUGGUGGCACCCACAGUUCCCCUCCUCACACAUCUGAAAAAUCUGUAUGAUCUCGAUAAAUAACUACAUUUGAUCAUCCAGUCUGUGCAGAUAUUUGAUCACCUGUGUGGAGAAAACAGUUGUAAUGAGAUUGUAUACACAAUUAAGGGAUUUUAUGGUCCAGGUUGGAAAAACUUUGAGAUAAAAUUCUUUUUGUUGCUACAGAAAAUGGUCAUGUAUUCUCCUUUACGAGAACAUUAGCAUAUUGGGUGUUAGUCAUUUGAGAAAGUGAAAUAGGAAUAGCCCCAAUCCUUAAAAUGCCCUCCUACUCUGCUAUACUAGUUCAUAUAGGGAGAGUAUAAGGAGUAAAGUGUUAAUUUCCUUAUCUACUCCUUAUCUAGGAAGAAUAUGAUGCAGUCCUUGGCAAGUUAUGGGUGCGCAGCCUGUGCCCUCCCCAUGCCUACCCUGCGGCACGGCCAGAUGUUUGCCUCCAUAUUGUCACCACCCUUCUGCUACUGUCACACAGAGGUUUAAGUAAGGAAAGUCACUCUCUCAUGUCCUCUUUCCCAUCAGAAUACAACUGUCCUGUUUCCCAGCAGAACCUGAACUACUGGUAAGAGGGCCUACAAAGACAAUCAUGCCUAUGCUUUCACAGCACAAUUACUGAGAAGAAAGAGAACUCACUAUCUUUUCCACCUUGGUAUCCUGAGGAACUUUGGCCCAGGGGGAGCCUUUGGAUUGUGUACACUUGCAUCCGCUCCAAAUCACCACACUGAAAGUAACCCUUUAAGACUAUAGAGGUGGUCUACCUUUGGCUGAAUUGUAUGUGUUGAAAAUAAUAGGCUGUUUUCAGACUUCAUUUGACUUAGAGUAAACCCACUAAAACAAUAAUAUCCUGAUUACUGGUUCUGUUGGGUUCAGAACUUUCACUCUAGGUAUGACUGAGUGUAGAUCCAAUGUGCUCACUGCAGUAACUUUCUCAUUCUGCUCAGUUUAGUUGGGUCUGAUUUUACAUGCUAUGUAAUAACUUCCAAUGUAUAGCAGAGGUUAUGAUUAGUAAUUUCUUAACCCAGUCUGUGGUACACCCAUUGUGGUAUAGUGCAUAGAGUGCUAAAUAAGAAAGCCUGGGUUAGACUCCCCCUUCAGAUAUGGAAACUCACUGGGGGUGUGGAGCUGCUAAAACCACUCCUUCAGUUUCUCAAUUUGGAAGCCCUCUUAGGUUCACUGUAAGUCAGUUCCACCUUGACAGCAACAACAGCAUGUGCUACACAUUUUCAUAUUUCAGUUUCUGCAGGACUGCUUGCUAUCUUGCUAGCUGUCAAGGGGAUUUCUGGGUAGAAUGUUCCCCCAAACAAAGGGGAAAGUGCUUCUCCCAGUCUUGGACAACGUGCUCAUCUAGUACGGUCAUAGGUCACCACAUUACAUAUCUAUAGAAAGAAGACAAUUGGAUAAAAUACAGUCACUGAGUAUGGUGCUAUAGUACGCAGUUGCUAAAAAGAGAGUUAAUGUAAUAGUUUUGAUUGUAACAUUCCAAAAUACUAUUACAUAAAAUCUAGUUCAUUUGGAA
This is a messenger RNA of Pogona vitticeps (central bearded dragon), 2768 nucleotides long. RefSeq names its product transmembrane protein 183A (gene TMEM183A). NCBI's taxonomy places the organism in Eukaryota, Metazoa, Chordata, Lepidosauria, Squamata, Agamidae. Gene Ontology annotation, cellular component: SCF ubiquitin ligase complex. Gene Ontology annotation, molecular function: protein binding. The record is from RefSeq and is a predicted model, not a curated record. Gene Ontology annotation, biological process: regulation of protein stability.